AUGGAAGCACUAAAGGCCAGCCUGGAAAACUCGAGCAUUUUGAAGUGGUUCGACCCGGAACCGUGUAAAUGGAAUUACAUUACAUGCAGGCAAAACCGAGUGAUUAGGAUCCAAAUUAACUACUUAAGCCUGGGAGGAAGCCUUCCUCAAGACCUCCAGUACCGUGACGCUUUGGAAAUUCUUGAGGUGGCGAGCAACCGACUCAGUGGGCCAAUCCCAAGUCUUGCUGGUUUAAGUUAUCUUAAACAUGCGCAGUUUGACAAAAACUUCUUUUCACAUGUGCCCUUUGAUUUCUUUAGAGGAUUAACGUCAUUACGAUCUAUAAGUUUUGAUUUUAAUCCAAAUAUCUCUUCCUGGGAGAUACCUGAGAGUUUGAAAGAUGCCAGAGGUUUGAAGAGCUUUUCUGCAAAUGUUGCUUGUAUUUCUGGGACAAUUCCGGACUUCUUUUGGGCGGAUACAUUUCCUCGUUUAAGGCACUUGCAUUUGGCUAUGAACAAUCUCCAUGGGAAAAUUUCAUCGAGUUUUGCCAAGUCUUCGAUUCAAACCCUUUGGUUACAUGACCAAAAUAGCGAUUUCAAGCUCCAUGGAUCAGUUGCAGUGUUGCGAAACAAGACUUCUUUGACUAAAGUUCGGCUUGCUGGUAAUUCUUUUACUGGUCCUUUGCCAGAUUUAUCUAAGCUCAUUAGUUUGGAAGAAUUGAAUUUGAGAUAUAAUUGGUUGACGGGUGUUGUUCCUUUGUCUUUGGCUAACCUUCCUAAGCUUAGUAAUCUCUAUCUGGCUUAUAAUUUGCUUCAAGGUCCAACUCCAGCCUUUGUUAAUUCUAAACUUGAUUCGGAUAUAGGAAAAGACGCAAAUGGAUUUAACAGUUUUUGCUUAGAUGAUCCUGGUGUUGCUUGUGACAGUGGGGUCGAAGUUUUGUUGUCCAUUGCAGAGUCUAUGGGUUAUCCACUGGUGUUUGCAAAGAGUUGGAAAGGAAAUGACCCUUGUGAUUCCUCUCGGAUAUUGGAAAGGGAUCUCAUGUGA
Pistacia vera is the source of this 1023-nucleotide messenger RNA. RefSeq names its product receptor protein kinase TMK1-like. Gene Ontology annotation, molecular function: protein binding. The coding region runs from base 1 to 1023 and encodes 340 amino acids. The transcript has a single exon. The record is from RefSeq and is a predicted model, not a curated record. NCBI's taxonomy places the organism in Eukaryota, Viridiplantae, Streptophyta, Magnoliopsida, Sapindales, Anacardiaceae.